AUGUCGUAUUUGCUGCCGCACCUUCACUCCGGGUGGGCCGUCGACCAGGCGAUACUCGCCGAGGAGGAGCGCCUCGUCAUCAUCCGCUUUGGCCACGACUGGGACGAGACCUGCAUGCAGAUGGAUGAGGUGUUGGCUUCAGUAGCCGAGACCCUAAAGAACUUUGCGGUUAUUUACCUCGUGGACAUAACGGAGGUUCCCGAUUUCAAUACAAUGUAUGAACUAUAUGAUCCCUCAACUAUUAUGUUCUUCUUCAGGAACAAGCACAUAAUGAUCGAUCUUGGCACGGGAAACAACAACAAGAUCAACUGGGCCAUGAAGGACAAGCAGGAAUUCAUCGACAUUGUCGAGACUGUAUACCGUGGGGCCAGGAAGGGCCGUGGUCUCGUUAUUGCUCCCAAGGAUUACUCCACCAAAUACCGUUAUUGA
Molecule: messenger RNA, 429 nt
Organism: Striga hermonthica
Lineage: Eukaryota; Viridiplantae; Streptophyta; Magnoliopsida; Lamiales; Orobanchaceae
Source: the annotation of a GenBank genome assembly